AGAGAGAGCAGGGAGGGGCAGGAAGUAGGUGCUGAAGAGAAGCACGAAGCUCACAUUGACACUCACUUCUGGAGUUGAGCUGAGGUAAGUCACACUGCAGCCACAGUGUACUCCACAGCGUGCUGGACUCCACAGGUGUUAUGAGUGCAAACAUGCCCAGCUGUGAGAUUCCAGAAGACGCUGUUGGAAUAUUUCACAAGCCACUGGAGAGUAACGACAACUGCACAGUUCCAGGUGAAUUUUAAAGAUCUUAAAUUUUUUCAGGCUCUUAAGUGUGAAGAUUUUUCUUCAGUGGAUAUGCUUCAUAUGGAUUUUAAUUGAGCAGACCACAGUAGCAUGUGAACUUUGUACCACUAAAGGACUGAUCAGAGCUGGAUCCUCUGAGCUGUGGCUGAGUUCUGCUUACCUUGGGGCUCCUGAGCAGAGUCUGCGUAAGAGGGAGGGGGCAGCCCGUCUGCCUGUCCUCGCGUUCCCGCUACGCUUACCCCGGCAGCCUGGCUGAAGAAUGCAGAGAGGGAAUGUUAGAGUCCUCGUUGCUCUAGAAGCAGAUGCGUGAAGGAGACCUCCAUCUUCCUGGGAGCACGUGGGGCUCAUGACAAACUCAUUAGAGGAAUGCAUUCGUUACAUUUCAUGACCUGUUUGUUUUACUCUCCAUUCAUUCUGGAAAGGGAAAUUUCUUCACUAGAGAGCUCUUGCGUAACUUCUACUCAGUAGCGUGGUACUGCUUCCUGGAGGGCUGUACCACAACACUUCACAGAUGGACAUUCCCACAGAGCCGUGGGGUACUAACCUCAGCACCUGGAGCAGGGACGUUGGCUCCCAGUGGAGAAGCUCCAGCUCUCUUGGCCGAGACUGCGAGAAGACGGACGGUUUUAAGUAUCCUCUCUACAGUGCCGUGUUCAGUGUGGUCUUUGUGGUGGGGCUCAUCAUGAACAUAGUAGCCAUGUACAUCUUCACCUGUACACUUAAAAUCCGCAACGAAACCACCACUUACAUGAUGAACCUGGUGGUGUCAGACUUGCUGUUCGUCCUGACGCUGCCCCUACGUGUGUUCUAUUUUCUGCGACAGGACUGGCCGUUCGGGGGCUUGUUGUGCAAGCUGUCCGUCUCUCUCUUCUACACCAACAUGUAUGGGAGCAUGCUCUUCCUCACUUGCAUCAGUGUGGACCGCUUCCUGGCCAUCGUUUACCCCUUCCGUUCACGAGAACUGCGUACCAAGCGCAACGCGAAGCUGAUGUGUGUAGCGGUGUGGGUGCUGGUGCUGUCAGGCAGCGUCCCCACAGGCUUCCUGCUGGACUCCACCACUCCUCAGAGCACUAACAACACUGCCACGUUCUGCUUUGAAAACUUUUCCUCCAAGCAGUGGAAGUCUCACCUGUCCAAGGUAGUGAUCUUCAUCGAGACGGUGGGCUUCCUCCUACCGCUGAUCCUCAACGUGGUAUGUUCUGCCAUGGUUCUCCAGACCCUGAGGAGACCGCAUACAGUGAGCCGCGGAGGGAAGUUGAACCGGGCCAAGAUCCUUCGUAUGAUCAUCGUGCACCUGGUCAUCUUCUGCUUCUGUUUCAUCCCAUACAACGUCAACCUGGUCUUUUACUCACUGGUGCGCACCAAAACUCUGCCGGGCUGCGCUGCGGAGUCCGUGGUCCGGACCAUCUACCCAAUUGCCUUGUGCAUAGCUGUGUCCAACUGCUGCUUCGAUCCAGUUGUGUAUUACUUCACCUCCGAAACGAUACAAAACUCCAUCAGGAGAAAGUCUCAGGUACAAAACACCUGUGACAUGAACUACUCCCAGGGCUUGCAGUCAGAGACAAGCUCUAGUGUCAAUUUCAGUUUGAGGACCAUUAAAAACAAGACCUUCUUUAAUGAGUCCACCAUCUGAGGCAUCCUGCACGUGGAUGCAAUGACCUGAUAAGAAAUAGAAUAUUUCAAGUAAGGAUGUUUCAAAUUACUGAUACAGUGUUUAGAAGAGUGCAUGUAGGACCUGUAGUGUAACAUAUAUGGACUAAGGGCCAGAGGUCUUUGAUUGGGGCUGACUCAUGAACCUUUGACUGGUAUUGUUACAACAUGUGCUCAAGACCAGUACAAAUGGCUUGUUUCUCCGCAAUAAUGAAUUAUCUCUAAACACCUCGCUAGCAAUAAAGUAUUUAGGUGUUGAGAAAAUGUCUCUCCUUCCACACACAUGGACUGUGAUUAUUUAAAAGCAUAACCUAUAAAACUGAUUUACUUACAGUAUAAAUAGUUUGUGUCUUCACAUUUGUACAUUGGUUACUGAAUGCAUAAAAAACAUUUUGCCAAUAUCACUUUUAUUGGCACUUUUUUAUUAGUGUUAUGGUGUUGGAGUGACACUGACCUGACCUUUCAUUAUGCACUGUUACAAA
Messenger RNA from Electrophorus electricus (electric eel), 2378 nucleotides. RefSeq names its product lysophosphatidic acid receptor 6. Gene Ontology annotation, molecular function: lysophosphatidic acid receptor activity. Gene Ontology annotation, cellular component: plasma membrane. NCBI's taxonomy places the organism in Eukaryota, Metazoa, Chordata, Actinopteri, Gymnotiformes, Gymnotidae. Gene Ontology annotation, biological process: phospholipase C-activating G protein-coupled receptor signaling pathway; positive regulation of Rho protein signal transduction. The record is from RefSeq and is a predicted model, not a curated record.